Prionailurus viverrinus (fishing cat) is the source of this 422-nucleotide messenger RNA. RefSeq names its product protocadherin Fat 1-like. Bases 47 to 277 code for a protein of 76 amino acids. The transcript has 4 exons. The record is from RefSeq and is a predicted model, not a curated record. Lineage: Eukaryota; Metazoa; Chordata; Mammalia; Carnivora; Felidae.
CCAUGGUUUUUCUCUUGUCCAGGAAGGUAUUUCUAGUUAUGGAGCCAUGAAGAGAUUGGGCAUUGGAGACCAACCAAAGGCAGAUAACAAAUUGAGGAGCCUUUAUUCUUGGAAAGCUGCUAGAACUUCAGCGGAAGAAUUUCCUGUGCCUGAUGAGUUACCAUCACUGCCUCUAGAAUUCAGCGAUCAGUUUCAAUCAAUGGACCCUCCUGGAGACAUACUUUCUGCAGCUUCUUGCUCUGAUGUGUCGGCAUGCUGUUGGAGUCCAAGGUCAUGAUGAGUGACCACAAGAGAGGAGACAGUGGGUGCUUCGAAGAGGUGACAAUUCCUCCACCAGAUUUGCAACAAUUUAGGGAAGUCUGAGGCUUAAAACCCCCACAGUACCUGCACUUUAGUGAAGUUAUAGAGAUUAUGUAAAUAAU